Messenger RNA from Durusdinium trenchii, 1905 nucleotides. Lineage: Eukaryota; Dinophyceae; Suessiales; Symbiodiniaceae. The record is from the annotation of a GenBank genome assembly.
GCGAACGACGUGGAAAGAAGUGCUCGUCAUGACCUGGGGGGGCCUGCGUGGAGCGGUCGGCCUUGCGCUGGUGUUGUCCAUGCGGGAGUUGCUGAUGCAGCAGGGCAAGCAGGAGACGGCACGGCUCAUGGUCUUCUUUGUCUCGGGCUUUGCUGCCCUCACAUUGUUGGUGAAUGCCACAACCUGCAGUUUGCUCUUGAAGUGCUUGGGUCUCACAAAGACGCCUGAGGCUCAGAGUGCAAUCCUGGAGCGUCUUCGUCAUGAACUGUUUGUGGUGUCUCGAAGAGCCUUCACCGAUUCACUCGACUGCGAUGGCCGUUUCAAGGCGGUGAAGGAGCGUGAAAUCAAUCACAUGCUGGAGCACUUGAACGCAGAGUUGGACGAACCACAUGAGGAGUGGAGCAUGAAACUGAUUGGUGCUGGGAGAUGGACCCUUUCAGGCCUCACCGUGUCCAACAACAUCAACCCCUUUGCGGUACGUCCAGCCCCCGAAGGUGCAGAGCCCGAGAAGCAAGAAGAGAAGCCAGAGGAGAAGCCAGAGGAGAAGCAAGACAAAGGCCGAACGUCAGCGCUCGGUGCGGCACCACCACGGCGCUCAAGUAUACAAGCAUGGGACCACCACUGGUGGUGGGGCUUUGAGGAGAUCAAAGUGGACCGUGAGGCCACCUGGACUAGACAGACGAGCCAAGAGAGGCAAGCUGGGCAAGCUGCGCCGGGGUCCCAUCAGGAGCGGGAGGUCUUUCGGAAGCUCUUUAUGUCCAUGUUGCGUGCCGAGUAUGUGCGGCUGAUGGAUGUGGGAAUGCUUCCAAGACGAGCUUCAGGCGCUGAGCACCUCUUGGCGUCGGUGGAUGCUGCGGACGACUGGGCGGCCGUGCGUUUGAACGAUUGGACGAUCUUGGAAAAGAAACUCCCACGUCGAGCAAGCUGGAUACGAGUCAAGGUGCGCGAGAUGCUCUCACCAUGCUUUGUGUUUUGCCCUGUUGAGAUUAAUGGAGGUUCACAUUUCUUUGAUCUCUUCACUGUGGUGGCCUUCAUCGACGCGCAUCACACAGUUUGUCAUGGACUACUGCAGAGUGACUGGUUCUCCACGGAUGCUCGUAGCGACGUCAUCGAGGAGUCGCUGGCAGAACUUGAAGCUGCUCGAAAGUUUCUCAAAGAGAAUCGCGUUGGAGAGCGGGACAUCAGCAAAGUUCGUACGCUACAGCUGGCCAGCAUGCUCUUCCAGACGCAGCAGGAUCAAGUGGAGAAGUGGAAGCAACAGGGUAUCAUUUCGGCGAAGGAAAUGGAGGCAGGAAGCUGAGCUGCUUCUGCCACCCGAGUUACGCGGUUUUUCCCCCGCCUGGUUCGAGGCUGCCACGUCCGGUCGCCUUGGCCCGUUAGGAGUUGCUCCACCUGGUGAAGCACGGCCUGGACCGGUCGGAAAUGAUCUUGAAGAAACAGGUUCUCGGAGAUGAAGAGGUAUCUCCCAAAUCGUCCAGGAAGAUGACCUUUUCCACCCUCGUCCGACUCCUACCGGGCCGAUGAGACACGCGCGGAUCCCCGAGCGGCGAGCGGUGCGAAGCCCGAAAGGGCGGUGGGCGGCGCCCGUCACCCAGUGGGCCUUAGGUGCAUGACAUUGACAUGUCUGGUGCCGCUCAUGACCUUCAGCUCUCUUCGGAGCGGUGCUGUGCAUUUGAAAGCGGAACUCCAUUCUUUGGCGCAUUUGGAUGUCCCUGUUUGGCGCAGAAGGCCCAAAGAGGCACAUUGCGUUUACCGUUUGAGGGACGAACGAAACACCAUUUGUGUACCAUAGUCGCGUAUAGCUUUCAUGGUGGCCGAGCCGCAACAUCCUUUCAAUGCUUUGUGAAUAGACAGACGUGGCUAAUCCGAUAGAGAAUGGAUCACCUCUUACUGCUGAAGCUGUUC